Messenger RNA from Pseudozyma hubeiensis SY62, 1101 nucleotides. Its product is annotated as vacuolar membrane protein. The transcript has a single exon. Lineage: Eukaryota; Fungi; Basidiomycota; Ustilaginomycetes; Ustilaginales; Ustilaginaceae. The coding region runs from base 1 to 1101 and encodes 366 amino acids. The record is from RefSeq and is a predicted model, not a curated record.
AUGUUCGCUACCACCGAAGAUCUUUGUCUGCCUGUCCGCCCGAAUGUAACACGACGAAGCUACUCGGACUCGUUCAAGCCUCAAGCGAACGUGAACAGACAGAUCGCUGGUGGUCACGACCACUAUUCGAAGGCAAACAUGUCGGAUCUGGCGGACGAGAUCCAGGUCAUCGAGGAGCAGCAGACAGCUAUCCCGAUCCGAACCGGUCUCGAGCGCAGACACUCGGAUCGUCAUUUGGAUCUCGAUAUUGGCAGCGUCCAUGCACGCGAGAGAAGACCUUCUCCUCUGUUUGAGAGACGCAAGAAGGAUGACAUCGAUCUCCUCGUCGAUUGCACGGACAGCAGCGACGACGAGAAUGACGACGCUGAUCGUCAGGCUCAAGACCAGAACACUCGAGGUCGAGAACGUCACACCAAGCCACUUCUGCUUCCCGAACAGACGACCACCCACCAUCGCCUUCAGCGCUACGUCAAUGACGUUGACAAGAAGCGUAUCCAUUCGACACUGCAGGUGGAACACUGCUUCAAUCGAGGUCGCCAUCUCGACAAUCGUGCUCCUCUGAUGGAGCUCGACAACGAAGAUUUGCCACAGCACAAGGGCCGCUAUCCCCAAAGCAACAACAAGCAGAGUCUCAAGCACCGACGUCGGGGUUCAAGGCUGGCCCCACCCAGUCUGUCAGGAAACGAUCACGAUACGAUGGUUUUCGACAACUUUGAGGACCCCAGUCCAAUCUCGUCGGCCUCGGAGCAAGGGCAAGACGGCAAGGAUCCCUUCGACGCCCAUCUCCACUUUGUGCGUCCUGCUAUGCCCAUCUGUGCCAACCCGGGUGCUUUUGCAGGACUCGAAGCCGUCGUGACCCCUCCCGCCACCAGGUCCCCGGACGAAAAGGAGCAGGAAGAUGACAUCAUUCGGGAACUGGAAGUUCAGCGCAAGCGACACCGCCUCGGUCACCACCGUGCCGUAAGCGAUCUGUUCUCGUUGCCCACGACGGGGGUCAAGGUCAUUGAUAUCAGGGCCACGCGUCGCCGCGCAACGGUGGGAUCCGAGGCCAAGCUGCGUUUGCCGGCUCUGCUUCGCCGACAGUCGGACUUGACUUUCUGA